This is a messenger RNA of Alternaria burnsii, 669 nucleotides long. RefSeq lists its product as uncharacterized. The record is from RefSeq and is a predicted model, not a curated record. The transcript has 5 exons. The annotation marks the transcript as partial. NCBI's taxonomy places the organism in Eukaryota, Fungi, Ascomycota, Dothideomycetes, Pleosporales, Pleosporaceae.
CUUCUUUCACUCUUCCGCAUACAUAACCUUCAGCGCCACCUGUUCAGUCAAGUACAGCUUCUCAACCACCGAUACAUGUCGAUUCGCUCUACAUCCACCACCGACACCGAGCAUAGUGAACACAGCAAUCCACUAGUACGCAGAUACAGAGUACCACAGUUCGCCAACAUGUCUUCUUCUACCAGAAAGAUCACUCCCGCCGAAAAGGCACAAUACAUUCGAGCACUACGGUCUCAUCAGUUCAACACUAUAGUCGAAUUGAUCCGCGUUGAGCAGGCGUUUGCGAAGCUUGGUACGCCAGAUUGCAGUGAACCCAUGACAUCGGCUUGGAGAUACUACGUCGAAUCGCACAGCUUAUUGACCGAGCUCCGCGCACUGACGAAGAACUAUCCAUUCAGUUCUGAUGCCCUGGACGAAGCCAAGAGGCGUGUCUACGCCGAUCCUGCAAGUAACCGCUCGUGGAAUCUGUGUUGGUUGGUUCUGAACAAGAUACAGACUGACCAACUCCUUCCGUAUUAUGCGCAUUAUCAGGCAUCGCAGCCUGCCAUGUGGGCAGGUCGUACGCCUUCUGCUGAGCAGAUCACUCAGCUCACCAAUGCGUUCGUCAACGAAUGGAACUGGGCUCUUGGCCAAAUGUUGGGUCGUUGGACGCAGCCACCGGCUAGGUGA